Morus notabilis is the source of this 2554-nucleotide messenger RNA. RefSeq lists its product as uncharacterized. Lineage: Eukaryota; Viridiplantae; Streptophyta; Magnoliopsida; Rosales; Moraceae. Bases 1 to 2388 code for a protein of 795 amino acids. The transcript has a single exon. The record is from RefSeq and is a predicted model, not a curated record.
AUGGAAAGCAUUAAAGAGGAGGCUGUCAGGGCUAAAAAGAUGGCAGAAAAGAAGUUCGAGGAACGAGACAUUGCUGGGGCAAAGAGAUUUGCUUUAAGGGCUCAAAACUUGAAUCCUAAGAUUGAUGGGCUUCUUCAAUUGAUAGCAACUCUGGAUGUCUAUAUCUCUGCCGAAGAGGGUGCAAAUGGUGUAAGCGAUUGGUACAAGGUCCUUGGAGUGGAACCUUGCGCUGAUGAGCCCACAAUCAGGAAUCAGUUCAAGAAACUGGCCUGUGUUAUUCACCCUGAUAGAAACAAAUCUGUAGGCGCAGAUGGGGCAUUUAAGAUUCUAUCUCAAGCCUGGAGCUCAUUGUCCGAUAAACAGAGGAGAUGUGCUUAUGAUCAGAAGCGGAAACUAAAGAGCGAGAAUGAAAACAUCUUGGUCAGGCAAUCACAUCUCUCCAACAGUAAUGUUUCAAAUAGCCCAUUAAACCCCACAUUUUGGACUGUUUGCUAUGGUUGCAAGGCACAGUUUGAGUAUCCCAGACUUUAUCUCCGGCGUAAUAUUUUAUGUUCCAAAUGCCGUCGGCCCUUUCAUGCUAAUGAGGUGCCACCGCCACCUAACAAUGACAAUGGCUCAUCCAAGCCUUUGGCUUCCCACAUGCAAAGGCAUAAUCCGGGCGAAUCUGCCAUUAAUAACAGCUCAUCUGCUCAAGGAACGAGACCUACUUCUGCUGCAAGUGCGGAACGGGCCAGAUUUUUUGGUCUUAACUCAUCACAGAAAACUUCUCAGGCAGGCUUAUUCUCAGAGGUGACAGAGAAGGAGAGAGGAAAGAAAGAAGCUUCUUCUGAAGGCAUGAAGGUGCCAACUUUUGCUAAAGAUAGGUGGUCUUGGAAGAGAAAGUUUAAAGAGGAAUCAUUAGAUUCCAUGACAGAGGUCACUAAGACCAGUCCUCGUGUUUUGAAGAAAGAAUUCGGUGGAGUAUCUCCUGGGUUUUCUGGUGCUGGUUUGGGUACUCUACCCGAAGGAGGUAAGCCUCAGAAAAGAAGACGAAUGCCUGACCAGAAUAUGGAAGGUUCAGUGGAAACUGGAAACGGUGGAUUUGCUGUGAAAACUGUGUUUGGAUCGCAAGAGGGUGGCACAGCUACAACAAGGUGGAACAUGGCUGGAAACUGCAAACUUAGUUUCACAAAGGAGCUGUCACAAAAAGAAGUGCGAAAUAUGUUGAUGGAGAAGGCCAGGAAAGUGGUUCGUGGGAAGCUUAUUGAAUGGAGAACUGCUGCUGCGCCAAAAAUUCCAUACAAGUCGAAGGAGGUGGAGAAUGAGAAAGGAAAGAAAGAAGCUGCUACACCUGUUGUAAAAGCUGAUAUGAGUAAACAUACCAAGCAUGUGGAUACGAAGAAGAAAGAGAGCACUGGAAAGAUUGCCCCUCGGAAAAUUGAUCUCAAUCUUACUCCAGGUAUCCCGGAUCCAAUUUUGAUGACUGUUAUAGAUCCAGAUUUUUAUGAUUUCGACAGGAAUCGUACAGAAAGGUCAUUCAGUAGCAACCAGGUUUGGGCUGCAUACGAUCAGGAGGAUGGUAUGCCUAGAUAUUAUGCGAUGAUUCAUUGGGUGAUAUCUGUAGAGCCGUUCAGAAUGAAGAUCAGCUGGCUGAAUUCCAAAAGCAACGACGAAUUUGGCCCAUUAAGCUGGAUUGCUUCUGGCUUUCCUAAAACUAGUGGGGAGUUCCGACCAGGGAAGCAUAAAGUUUACGUUUCUCUUCAUUCCUUCUCCCACCAGGUCAAGUGGACAAGAGGCGUGAGAGGAGUUGUUCAAAUAUAUCCCAGAAAAGGAGAUGUUUGGGCUCUGUACAGGAACUGGUCCCCUGAUUGGAAUGAGCGUACCCCGGAUGAAGUGAUACACAAAUAUGACAUGGUGGAAGUACUCAGAGACUACAAUGAAGCACGAGGUGUGAGUGUCUUUCCACUUGUGAAAGUAGUUGGUUUCAAGACGGUAUUUUGCAGGCAUUGGGACCUGAGAGAAGUCAAGACAAUUCCGAGGGAAGAGAUGUUUCGGUUCUCUCACCAGGUACCUUCUCACUUCCUCAUAGGUAAUGAAGGUCUCAAUGCUCCUCCAGAUUGCUUGGAGCUUGAUCCUGCAGCUACACCUUUGGAACUUCUCGAGGGAACAAAAGAAGCGCGGAAGAAAGAAGUGGUGAAAACAGCUGAGAAACCAAAGGAAGAAGGUCUGAUGGAGAGUUUGCAAAGCCCCAAGGUAUGCGAGCUGGUGGAGAAUCACAAACCGGCCAUUGAAAAAUAUCCGUUACAAGAUGCUGAAAAGGUUGUGGCAGAAAAGAAGGGUAAGGAGAACGGUGAGGUAAAGUUGGCAGUAUACAACCGUAGACGAAUAAGGGAAGGGAAGAAAAUUUAGGGGCACUCACAUUUUUUCGACGUAGUGGGCUUGACUUAAAUGUAAAAAGAUUCAUUUCUUCAGUUAUACACACAGCAGUUUGAAAAAAGAACGUGUUUUUACUCAGGUACAAUAGUUUUGUUCUCUUUGAUGUAGGAAGGUGAGUCUACAGUUUUGUUUGGCAUCA